Molecule: messenger RNA, 1182 nt
Organism: Fragaria vesca subsp. vesca
Lineage: Eukaryota; Viridiplantae; Streptophyta; Magnoliopsida; Rosales; Rosaceae
Product: pentatricopeptide repeat-containing protein At1g11290-like
Exons: 1
Coding region: 1-1182 (393 amino acids)
Source: RefSeq, a predicted model, not a curated record
AUGGGCACCCAAGUAGACCACUUCACCAUCCCGUCAGUCCUUAAACCCUGUGGCCAAUCCACUGAUGAAGUGUUAGGAAGAGAGAUCCAUGGUCUCGCGCUAAAGGGCGGUUUGGAUUGUGAUGCUUUCGUGUGUAACGCGUUGAUCAAAAUGUAUAGUGAAUGUGGGAGAUUGGAGUUGGCACGGUUAGUAUUUGAUGUAAUGUGUGAGAGAGAUGUGGUUUCUUGGAGUACUAUGAUUAAUGGCUAUGUGAGGAACAGAGGGUUUGGUGAGGCAUUGGAAGUUAUAAGGGAGAUGCAUUGCUUGCAAGUGAAGCCUAGUAAGGUUGCUAUGAUAAGCAUGGUUGGUUUAUUUGCUGACAUUGCUGAUGUGAAAAUGGCGAAAGCAAUGCAUUGUUAUGGUGUGAGGAAUAGUGCUAAUGAGAAGCUGGUGGUUCCUGUAACUACUGCUUUAGUUGAUAUGUAUGUCAAGUGUGGGAAUUUGGGUUAUGCAAGAAGGCUGUUUGAUGGGUUGGCUGAGAAAAGUGUUGUUUCAUGGACCGCGGUGAUUGCAGGAUGCAUUCGUUACAAUGAGGUAGAAGAGGGGGUGAAACUUUUCAAGAGAAUGCUGGAGGAGAGAAAGUUUCCUAAUGAGAUUACAGUGUUGAGUUUGAUUAUUGAGUCGGGGAACGUUGGAGCUUUGGAGUUGGGGAAGUGGCUGCAUGCCUAUGUUUUGAGAAAUGGGUUUGUCGUGUCUUUGGCUUUGGCCACUGCUUUGGUUGACAUGUAUGGGAAGUGUGGUGAAGCCGAAUAUGCGAGGGCUGUGUUUGACAGCAUCGAGGAGAAAGAUGUGAUGAUUUGGAGUGCUAUGAUAUCGGCUUAUUCACGUGCUAAUCGGACUAAUCAGGCUUCAGAGCUCUUUGCUCGGAUGGAGGAUAGUGGAGUAAGGCCAAAUCAAGUUACAAUGGUUAGCCCCAUUUCACUAUGUGGAGAAGUAGGUGCUCUUGAUCUGGGCAAAUGGGUUCAUUCUUACGUAAACCAGCAGCGUAUAGAAGUUGAUGUGAUACUAAGAACAGCUCUAGUGGACAUGUAUGCAAAAUGUGGGGAGAUAGAUGUCGCUCUCAGGCUGUUCAGCGAAGCUAUAAAUCGAGAUAGUCAGAUGUGGAAUGUCAUGAUAUGCAUGGUUGUGGUAAACAAGCUUUAG